AUGUCGUCAACCACAUCGGACGAAGCUGCCGCCACAGAAGCACUCAAGAGUUGCCCUACCAUCCGGCUUCGGAACGGUAUGGAGCAUCCUGCAAUAGGUUUCGGAACCUACAAAGUAGGAUUUAUUCCAGCGUCUGCUAAAUGCGUCAGCGACGCUUUGAAAGUCGGCUAUCGCUUUCUAGAAUGCGCCGAGUUUUAUGGAAACGAAGCCGAAGUAGGCAAAGCCAUUGCUACAUCAGGGGUUGAACGAAGCGACUUAUUCCUUUGCUCCAAGGUGUGGACCACGACCAUAGAAAAGGGUCGGGAAGCCAUUUCCAAGCAAUUGGAAAAGACUCUGGCAGACUUGCAAACGGACUACCUAGAUUUGUAUUUGAUCCAUUGGCCCGUUCCUGGGCAUCACGUUCAAGCGUACAAAACACUCGAAAUUAUGCUAGAGGAGGGAAAGAUUCGUGGGAUUGGUGUUUCGAACUACGCUCUGGAAGAUUAUCUGGAGCUGAAGGAGGCAGGAAUUAAGCAUCUGCCGUUGGUCAAUCAAAUCGAAAUCAACCCUUUUCUGUAUCGGAAAAGCACGAUCUCAGCAUUUCAGCAAGAAGGAGUUGUUCUGCAGUCCUAUCGAAGUUUACGAGAUGGCAAAGCGUUUGAUGAUGGGGUGCUCAAGGAGAUCGCCAACGCUCGACAGAAGUCACCGGCGCAGGUCCUCGGUCGAUGGUGCGUUCAACACGGAUUUGUCUACGUCCCCAAGUCGGUCAAGAAGUCUCGUAUGAUAGAAAAUGCCAAUGUUUUUGACUUCGAGCUGUCUGUAGAAGAAAUGACUAGAUUGGAUGCCUUGACGACGCAAAAUGCUAUUGAGACCUUCAAGGGGCUAUACCAGAAAUGCGUUAAUCGAGAUACAAGCAAGGACGGAACCUUGGAGGGUGUCAAGAUGAAUAUAACCGCUGACUAG
Phaeodactylum tricornutum CCAP 1055/1 is the source of this 942-nucleotide messenger RNA. RefSeq lists its product with no specific name. The coding region runs from base 1 to 942 and encodes 313 amino acids. Gene Ontology annotation, molecular function: oxidoreductase activity. The transcript has 2 exons. The record is from RefSeq and is a predicted model, not a curated record. NCBI's taxonomy places the organism in Eukaryota, Bacillariophyta, Bacillariophyceae, Surirellales, Neidiaceae.